Messenger RNA from Dissoconium aciculare CBS 342.82, 2243 nucleotides. RefSeq lists its product as uncharacterized. Bases 1 to 1962 code for a protein of 653 amino acids. The record is from RefSeq and is a predicted model, not a curated record. Lineage: Eukaryota; Fungi; Ascomycota; Dothideomycetes; Mycosphaerellales; Dissoconiaceae. Gene Ontology annotation, molecular function: transmembrane monodehydroascorbate reductase activity. The transcript has 4 exons.
AUGUCCACCAAUGGCUUGUCGCCGCCAGGCACGUCGACGUAUUCGAGCGACAACAUGUUCGUGGGGGAUGGCACCUGGGACAGUGAGCGCAAUAGCUUCCUGUUGCCAAAUCUCCAAGGCCUCAACUUCGCGAUGAUGCAAUAUAAUGGCAUGGGCAACCGCUUUCGCGACCUACCUCAGUAUCAUGUCCUGAUCAUUGGACAUGGCGUGCUUGCAGCAAUCGUAUUCAUUUUCAUGAUCCCAGGAGCCAUCUUCAUCGCCAGAUUCUGGCACUCGAAGAGUCGGCAGGCUUUCAAGCUCCACGUGUAUAUCCAAAUUCUCGUCGUCUUCCUGAGCACAGUCAUACUAAUACUGGGAUGGUUCGCGGUCGGUCCGGAGAGAAGUCUGACAAAUCCUCAUCAUGGCAUUGGUGUGGCGUUAUAUGUGUGCAUCCUGGCUCAAUUCCUCUGGGGCUGGUUGAUGUACAAACACGAACGCAAAAGGACAAGUCCUCCGAUCAAGCUGCCACUACGCAUCCACAUUCACAGACUCUUCGGCCAGGAUGAAAAGCACGGUCAAAAACCCGCUACAAAUACGUGGCGAGAUCGCUUCCUUGGAGCCGGCGCGGGUGUUGCAGCUCUGAUUGGCGCCAAAAGCCUGUUUGAUCGCCGCAAGAAUCGCGAAAAGGGCGAUCAUGACGGUUAUCGACCGCCGAGAGGUGGCGAACAUAGCAUGGUCAGUCAAACUGACGUUUCGCGAGUCGAAGCCGGACAAGCUCCGUUUUCGCCGCCUCGUGAUCGAAGGUAUCAAGAAGUGCAGUCAGACACUUUGACGCCCAUGAGUCCAUCCCGGUUAGCACCAAAAAGAAGACCGAGUGUCUAUACCCUUGAUGAAAGUGAUGACGAAAGUCACGUUCCGAGGCGUCGACCUGGUGCCGGUGAAGAUAAUACACUCAAAGCUAGCAUUGCUGCUUUAGGUUUCGUCGCUGGAGUCCGUGAAUGGAACAAGAAUCGCAAACAACGGCAAAUCUCAGAGCAGGCAGAACGAAUACGCCAGCAAGAGAUUGAAGAAGAGCGACGCUACAAGCGCAACAGCUCCCACCAUUAUCCCUUGCCCGAGCAUGCACAGGGCAGAAGAACCAGCAUGUCGGGCACUCUCAUGACAGGCCCGGAGCCUACCAUGGGGAGCAACCCAGAAUUAUCACGGCAGAACUUCCGUGCCAUCAAUCCAGACCCUUCACGACUACUCUCGCAGGAAUUCGUCCAAAACAGCUCCAGCAAUCUAGCAGGGACUGCAUUAGCUGCUGGAGCCCUCGGUGCCGCUGGUGGUGCCGCCGCCGCAGCGCACCCAAGACCACCGUCGCAUUCAUCCCCACGCUACAACGACUCGCGCACUCGCCUGACGCAGCCCAACCGCCAAUCGAGUUUCGGAUCAAAUUCCAUGUCACAGCUCAAUCCCAGUGCAGCCGGGCCCUCCACAGCUUCCGGCUUACCUGUGAGCGUGAAAGUCAAAAUGCACAACGACGGCCGUCACGUCACGCUCCGCCGGCUCAACGAGCAAGAAGCUGCUGCCGAGCGAGAAGCACGACGGGUUGGAACAGACGCGGGUGGCAAUGGCCGCCGUGCGCGACGGGGUUCGAGUCUAAGCUCAGGCGGCGAAGAUGCCGGCGCUUCACGAUUCCGACGCGGCAGCAACGCCAUACGACCAUCAAGUCAACAGCCCAUCGCCGCAGCAUCGGCGUCGCCGCCCAUCGUCGGUGCACCGGGCCUGCAGCAGCAGCCUGUCUCUCCGUCACCCCACCAGGGCCUGUCCCCCGCGCCAGGGCCCGCGAGCAGCGGAGCGAUCGUCAGUCCCGGAAACAUCACCUCUGAUGUCGGCACAGGGACAGACGUCAGUGCUUUCGACAACAACCGCCGUCGGCGACGAGCGGAACGAGCACGACGGGACGCCGCGGCCAAAGGCGCGCGGGUAGAAUUCGAGUAAGCCGAUCUGAUGCGUGCGGGCGGUGCGAGAAUCCGAAAAGUUUGAUGGAUGAUCCUUGGUGUUUGCUUUGGCAUCGGCGUUUACGGAAGAAGGGGGUGCGAUACCUGUACGCUUGUGGGACAAGGUUUGCUUUUGUACAAAAUCGAUGGGCGGACGGAGCUGGACGAGAUGAGACGCGCGAUAUGAGCUAUGAUACCUGAUCGACUACAUCCGUAGACGUCUUUAUAUGCAUUGAAAUUUAACUGGACAUUGACCGCCCGAACUCUCAUAGGCCCUCUUAC